Molecule: messenger RNA, 1144 nt
Organism: Prorocentrum cordatum
Lineage: Eukaryota; Dinophyceae; Prorocentrales; Prorocentraceae
Source: the annotation of a GenBank genome assembly
CCUUCUCCUCCUGAGGAAGACGAACAGACCCUAGGUCCUCCUCCUCCUCCUCCUUCUCCUCCUCCUCCAGGGAAUGCCGCGCACCAGAGGCAGCACUCGCGACCACAGGGAACCUCCUGCGUGCGUCCCCACGGCGUGGACCACGAAGUGCUCCACGCGCGGGAGGACCGCCUGUCGGUCACCAUCCGCUACGGCCGCAGGCGGCGGGGCGCCGCUGCAAGCCGCGCCCGCUGCCUCCCCGCCGGCAGGUCUGGAAGCCACGUGUCGGCUUGUGAGCGUGCCAGCGCCAGCCUUCGACCAGAAAAGCGGAGUGGUGGCGAUGCUGGAGAAGCUGCGCCACAAGUUCCAGGACCAGCUCCUCGACCUGCAGAAGGCGGAAAUGAACGCCAAGUCGAACUUCCAGGCGCUGGCGCAGGGGCUCCAGGACAACAUCGAGUACGACACCGGAAGCUCCAAGGCGAAGACCGCCAGCAGGGCCGGGAGGCUCGAGGACGCCGCCAAGGCCAAGGGCGACCUGGAGGUGACGACGAAGACAAAGGCCGACGACGAGAAGAUCCUCCUCGACACCAACACCGAGUGCGAUGCGAAGUCGAAGGAAUUCGAGGAGAACCAGGUGCUUCGCAGGGAGGAGCUCCAGGCGAUCGCGAAGGCGCGCGAGAUCCUGGCGAGCCCGGAGGUCACCGGCAACGCGGCGAAAUACCUGCCCAAGCUGGUCCAGAAGGCGGUCGCGCUGGCGCAGCUGGGCAGCAAGGCCAGCAAGGAUGCCGACAACCGCAAGCGGGCCGCCGCUUACCUGCAGCAGAAGGCCAAGAAGUUGGGCAGCCAGUACCUGUCCAUGAUGGCCCUCCGUGUGACUGAGGAUCCAUUCGGCAAGGUUAAGAAGAUGAUCAAGGACCUGAUCGUCAAGCUCAUGGAGUCGGCCAACGCGGAGGCGGACCACAACGCCUUCUGCAGCACCGAGCUUGCCACCAACAAGCAGACGCGCGAGAACAAGGCCUCGAAGGCCGAGGAUGGACCUGGCGGCCACCGCCGACAAGCUCACCGCCGACAUCGCGCUGCUCGCCGAGGAGAUCACCAAGCUGGCCGACGACAUCGCCAGUAUCAUGGCGGAGCAGGCAGAGGCGACCAAGCUCCGCGGCGAUGA